This is a messenger RNA of Penicillium angulare, 291 nucleotides long. RefSeq lists its product as uncharacterized. The coding region runs from base 1 to 291 and encodes 96 amino acids. The transcript has a single exon. The record is from RefSeq and is a predicted model, not a curated record. Lineage: Eukaryota; Fungi; Ascomycota; Eurotiomycetes; Eurotiales; Aspergillaceae.
AUGCCAUCCCCUGCGCCUGUCGCAACGCGCCCCAUAAACAAACCCGAUGUGGGUCGAAACAACUACCAACCCUUUGGAUUUCGAGAAGAAGUUUUGCAACAAGGAUGGAGCCAAAACGGCUCACGUCCAUUACCAUGCGAUAUUCAUGCUUCACAUGACGUCGGAAUCAAAGUUCGUGACGGUUGCACUCCCUUCUUUGAUAGAAGCAGUGUGAGUACGGAUCAUGGCGGCGGCUCGAGCCAAUUAUUCUCUGAUAUCCAAUCUCGGUUGCUGGUAGAGCCCCCAUUAUAG